This is a messenger RNA of Argiope bruennichi, 2532 nucleotides long. RefSeq lists its product as uncharacterized. Bases 166 to 2304 code for a protein of 712 amino acids. The transcript has 2 exons. The record is from RefSeq and is a predicted model, not a curated record. Lineage: Eukaryota; Metazoa; Arthropoda; Arachnida; Araneae; Araneidae.
AAACAGAAGCCGUUGAUCGUAUUUACUAUUCAAUAAAAGUAAAACUUACAACGAAUUAUUUUAAAUUUUAUCCAAGAAUAUAUUAUUUAAACAGCACUUUCUGCGAAGGUACUGUAUGGACCUGAUCUGAAACAGAACAUAAAUCGUUUUCUUUGCAUCCGAAAUAUGAAUUCAGAUACUGGGACAACGACUGAAAUGCUUUCAAAAGAAGGAGUAUCAGACAAACUAUCUGAUGCACAACUUUUGAAAAAAUUUGCCAUAAAAGACUGUUAUAUAAGACUUGAUGAUAUAAGAUAUGAUGCAGCUGUCAUCAAAUCAUCUCAGAAAAUAACAGGAUCUAAUACACCUUUUGGUUUGAAUAGAGAAUUUCAAGGCUCAAAUUUUUCAGGAAAGCAAAAUGAGCAUGAAGUUAGAAUCAAUCCAUCUUGCGACACCAAAAGAUUACCAUGCAAUGGAACAAGUCCAAAUAUUAUAAUAGAUAGGAAAAUACCAUCAGUUACCAGAAGUUGCGAGUCAGAAGAAGAAAAAAUUUGGAAAGAAGGAUGUCUUAUGGAAAAAAGUGAUCCUUGGAAGCAUUUAAAUAGUGGUCACCUUCUCAAACCUUCUCAAACUAACACUUCACCACUCCAUUUGAAUAACAGAAAUGGAUCAAAGUCUAAAGUUUUAAAGAGAAAAACAUGCGACGUGUAUAUGGAGACAGAAAGUGGCAUUUUGGAAAAGCCGGAGAAGCGCUGUAAAAGAAAUGAGGAAAUCGCAGCUGAAAAAGCUGUAAAUCAUGAAAUUGAGAAAGAAAAAAAUAUUGAUUGCAUUUUAAAAGAAAAAUAUGGAAUCAAAAAUUGUUCUGUUGUUAUACCAAGACUUCCUCUUGAAAUCCCCCAAUUGCCUGAAAUCCCCCAAUUGCCUGAAAUCCCCCAAUUGCCUGAAAUACCCAAAUUGCCUGAAAUCCCCAAAUUGCCACAACCUCAAUCCUUUAAAGUACAUUACAGUCAACAAUUUUUGGAAGAAAUUGUUCAAAGAGCUUGCCCACCAGCUAGAAAAAACGUUAUAGACUUAGACAGGCUAUAUAAGGACACAGAACUCAGUCAGUUCUCAAGUGUAAGCCGUGAACAUUUGGAUGAAGAGAUAAUAGAAUUCGUGAAGCACAGAUCUGAACGUGAUGUAUCCAUUAAAAAGGGAGGUAGAAUUAUUUUUAGAAAUAGAGGAAAAUUGAAAGGACAAGGGACAAAAAGAAAGAUGUGGUAUGAUAUAAAUAAUUUUGUUAUCGUCGAUGAUACAUAUGCAGUCCGGAAACUUAUGAGAAAUAUAGAAUACCCCUUAGUUCUAGUAGAAAGAAAUGAAGAAGCCGCUUUGUUAGCCCGAAAACUUGUUAAACAGAAUAAAAUUGAAUUCGUUAACAUGUUUAGAUCUCCAUUAAGGAUCAAUGAAAUAUCACAACCUCCAUUAUUUCAAAUUCAUUACGGUGAACAAGUUUUGAAAGAAUCUUCUCAACGAGCUUACUUUUUAGCUAAAAAUAACGUUAUAGACUUAGACAUGGUAUAUAUGGAGUCAAAACCCAGUCAAUUCUCAAGUCGAGAAAAAUUUGAUAAAGAAAUAAUGAAAUUCGUAAAUCAAAUGUGUGGAUAUGAUAAGGAACCCGAUCAAAUGCCUAAAUCUCCAUUAAAGAUGGGUGAAAAAGCUCAACCUCAAUCCUUCCAAAUACAUUAUGGUGAACAUUUUUUGAAAACACUUGCAGAAAGUCUUUGCUUGUCUUCUGAAAAUAACAUAGACUUGGACAGUAUAUAUAUGGAGGCAAAACUUAGUCAGUACUCAAGUCGAGAAAAAGUUUAUCAUGUGAUAAAGAAAUUCAUAAAGCACACUGAAGAGAAUAAAACUCAACAACCCGACUCCAAUAAAUAUCCAUUAAAGAUAGAUGAAAAACUUCAGGAUUUAAAUGAUGAUGGUAAAAGUCUGCAAUAUGAAAAUCAUCUCGAAUUAAAUCCAACUGUUGAAUUAGAUGAAAAACUUCACGAGAUAUUGCUCUCUGACAAAGGUGAAGAAGGAAUACCUGACAGUCAAUGGCCUGAUGUCCUUCUGAAUUUCUUUAUGAACCCGAUUGAAAAUUAUAAUGUAAAAUGUCCAGUGACUUCAGUAACAGAAAUGGAUUGUACUCCAUUCCAGCUAAUUAAAAAUAAUGAUGAAAAUACAAAUAAAACAAAUGCACUGAAGGAAGUUACGCAUGGUGAGACUCCAGACUGUAAUCCACCGUCCCCAGUUAAAAAAUCUCCUCCGAGUAUGGAGCGUUCUGAUGAUGCCAAUGAAAAUUAAAACUAAUGCAGCAAAUGAAGAUGAUUAUGAUGAAGAGUCUGAAAAAAAAGAACUGUUUUUCAUAUUCAGAGGAAUGCUCUGUAGCAGAUCAGCAGUUAUGAUGACGCAUUAUGACAGCAUUUUGGAAACAUAUAAAAUCUGAUUUUCAUCUCAAUUCAUCAAAUCUCAUGUUCAACAUAUUUGUGUCGUUCUCUUGCUAAAGUAAAUUGACUUCCGAAAUAAAUAAAA